Molecule: messenger RNA, 744 nt
Organism: Lolium rigidum
Lineage: Eukaryota; Viridiplantae; Streptophyta; Magnoliopsida; Poales; Poaceae
Product: probable NADPH:quinone oxidoreductase 1
Exons: 3
Coding region: 1-615 (204 amino acids)
Cellular component (GO): cytosol
Molecular function (GO): FMN binding; oxidoreductase activity
Source: RefSeq, a predicted model, not a curated record
AUGGAAGCCGUGCCAUCGUCGACGGCGCCGGCGAAGCCCACCGUCCUCCGCGUGGCCGCCUUCUGCGGCUCCCUCCGCAAGGACUCGUGGCACCGCGGCCUCAUCCGCGCCGCCGAGGAGCUGUGCCAAGAGUCCAUCCCGGGCCUGCACAUCGACCACGUCGACAUCUCCGGCCUGCCAAUGGCCAACCCGGACCUGGAGACCGACGACGGCGACGGCUUCCCGCCGGACGUCGAGGCGUUCCGCGACAGGGUCCGCGCCGCUGACUGCUUCAUCUUCGCCUCGCCGGAGUACAACUACUCCAUCACCGCCACGCUGAAGAAUGCGCUGGACUGGGGGUCGAGAGGCAAGAAGAGCUGCUGGGCGGACAAGGCGGCGGCGAUCGUGUGCGCGGGAGGCAGCUUCGGCGGGGGCAGGGCGGCGUUCCACCUCCGCCAGAUCGGGGUGUUCCUGGACCUGCACUUCAUCAACAAGCCGGAGCUCCACGUCAAGGCCUACGACGACCCGCCCAAGUUCGACGCCGACGGCAACCUCAUCCACGCCGAGACCAGGGAGCGGCUCAGGCAGGUGCUUCUGUCGCUCCAGGCCUUCGCGCUCAGGCUCCAACCAAAGUAGCCCUCAAGAACUUGGGCACUCACCGCCGGACGUGCGUGCUGAUCAGUCUGCAGUUCUUUGCACAGUAUUCGUGCACCACUGGUUGUGUUCCGAAUUCCGAUAGAAAAACAAAAGUUAUUCUCCAGAGAG